This is a messenger RNA of Oryzias latipes (Japanese medaka), 1770 nucleotides long. It is a transcript of the gene dusp5, whose product is annotated as dual specificity phosphatase 5. Gene Ontology annotation, cellular component: nucleus; cytoplasm. NCBI's taxonomy places the organism in Eukaryota, Metazoa, Chordata, Actinopteri, Beloniformes, Adrianichthyidae. Gene Ontology annotation, molecular function: MAP kinase tyrosine/serine/threonine phosphatase activity. The record is from RefSeq and is a predicted model, not a curated record. Gene Ontology annotation, biological process: negative regulation of MAPK cascade; endoderm formation; protein dephosphorylation.
CACAGAGAGGUGCAGCAGAAACAGAAGACAUGCUGUGAGUCAUGGCUGAAUCAAACACACCGCACCAGGUUCUUGUUUACCACAGUAGAGGGCGGAGUCUAAACGGAGUCAUGGACGUGGGCGGGUUUUUCCUAAGACAGCGGUGUCCAUAUAUGGUUCGUGACGUCAGACGCCGGAGGUUCCAUUCAGAUAAAACUGCUCGGCCGGAAUCCCCUUGAAGGAGAUGUAGGCACAGACGCUGCAGGCCGCUCGCUCCCCCGUUCCCCGUUAAUUCCGGUUCAGUGUCAGGCAGGACAGCCACUUCCGGACGGCAGCAUGAAGGUGAGCAGCAUCGACUGCCGACGGCUGAAGAAAAUCCUCAGGAAGGAGCGCGGGAGCUGCCUCAUCGUGGACUGCAGACCGUUCUUCUCGUUCACGAACUCCAACAUCAGAGGCUCCGUUAACGUCAAUCUGAACUCGCUGGUGGUCCGGAGGUCCCGGGGAGGGCCGGUGCCUCUGCAGUUCGUCAUCCCGGAUGAGAGAGCCCUGCUCCGCCUCCGGGAGGGGAGCAUAUCGGCGAUCGUCGCCCUGGACGAGCAGACGUCCCACUGGCAGAAGCUGAAGAAGGACAGCGUGGCCCAGAUCGUCAUCAACACGCUGUCGCAUGUGUCCAGCGGGACCAGCGUCUGCUUCCUCAAGGGAGGAUACCAGAACUUCCAGUCUCAAUACCCGGAGCUUUGCACUGAGGUGAAAACCACGGACCGGAGCGCAACUGAAACCGAGAAACGGGUCAACAGCCACCCGGAGAAGCAUUUUCACCGCAAACCAGAUUAUGAUCAGGGUAAACCUGUGGAGAUCCUGCCUUUCCUCUACCUCGGCAGUGCCUACCACGCCUCCAGACAGGACUAUCUCAGCGACCUUCACAUCACUGCCUUGCUCAACGUGUCCCGCAGAGACCUGCAGCCCGCCAAGGGCCAGUAUGAGUACAAGUGGAUCCCUGUGGAGGACAGCCACAUGGCAGACAUCAGUUCUCACUUCCAGGAGGCUAUAGAGUUUAUAGAUCGUGUAAAGCAAUCAAAGGGAAAGGUCCUGGUACAUUGUGAGGCGGGCAUCUCACGCUCACCAACCAUCUGCAUGGCUUACAUGAUGAAAACGCAGCACCUGCGGCUGGACGCGGCUUUCGACAUCAUCAAGCAGCGGCGGGCGGUUAUCUCCCCGAACUUCAGUUUCAUGGGCCAGCUGCUACAGUUUGAGUCGGAGGUCCUGUCCAAUGCCCCGGCACUCAGCACAACGCCCCAGCCGGCCACUCCCUCUGUCCCAGAGUCCGUCUCCUUUUUCGCCAGUGACUUUACCGCCACCUUUAACACCAAAAGCUUUGAGGCGUCUGUGUUCACCUUCCCUACCUCGUGUCUGCAGUCUCCAGUCCACCACCAGUUCAAACUGAGCCCCAUAACUGCACUGCCUUAAGAUGAACUCUGACUGCUCGUAGUUUUACUUGAAUAAAAGUGGACGAUCUGUUUGUGUGGACUGCUGGAACCAGCACUGGAAAGAAGGAGGAGUCCAGUGAAUAACAAUUUCCCUGUCUUCUCAACUGCAGUGUUAUCACAACACAGCACAGUAAAAAACUGCAAUAUACUUGCCUUAGCUUAAUAUUGUGAUUUCUCUGCCUAUUCACUAAUAUAGAGAGGCAGUUAAACCUAAUUUAUUUGAAAGCAAUUGUCUGUUUUUUUCAAUAAUGUGGAUAUGGAUAUGUGUUUAAUAAAUGUUUUCACCAAAAGAAAAAACCUAAAA